Messenger RNA from Staurois parvus, 1569 nucleotides. Lineage: Eukaryota; Metazoa; Chordata; Amphibia; Anura; Ranidae. The record is from the annotation of a GenBank genome assembly.
AUGUUUGGUGCUUCAAGAAAGAAGUUUGUAGAAGGAGUCGAAAGUGACUACCAUGAUGAGAAUAUGUAUUAUAGCCAGUCAUCAAUGUUUCCGCAUCGGUCGGAAAAAGAUAUGCUGGCAUCACCAUCACCAUCCGCGUCGGGUCAGUUGUCCCAAUUUGGGGCUAGUUUAUACGGGCAACAAAGUGCACUAGGCCUUCCAAUGAGGGGGAUGAGCAACAAUACUCCUCAGCUAAAUCGCAGCUUAUCACAAGGCACUCAGUUACCAAACCAUGUAACGCCAACCACAGGGGUACCAACAAUGUCACUUCAUACACCACCAUCUCCGAGCAGGGGCAUUUUACCGAUGAAUCCCAGGAAUAUGAUGAACCACUCCCAGGUUGGACAGGGCAUUGGGAUGCCAAGCAGGACAAAUAAUAUGAGCAGUUCAGGGUUAGGCAGUCCAAACAGAAGCUCACCCAGCAUAAUAUGUAUGCCAAAGCAACCGCCAUCCCGACAACCUUUUACUGUGAACAGUAUGUCUGGGUUUGGCAUGAACAGAAAUCAGGCGUUUGGUCUGAACAAUUCUUUAUCGAGUAACAUUUUUAAUGGAACAGAUGGAAGUGAAAAUGUGACGGGAUUGGAUCUUUCAGAUUUUCCAGCACUAGCAGAUAGAAAUAGAAGGGAAGGAAGUGGUAACCCAACACCUUUAAUAAAUCCUUUGGCUGGAAGGGCUCCCUAUGUUGGCAUGGUAACAAAACCAGCAAAUGAGCAGUCCCAGGACUUCUCAAUACACAACGAGGAUUUUCCUGCAUUGCCAGGCUCCAGCUACAAAGAUCCUACAUCGAGCAAUGAUGACAACAAAUCUAAUUUAAAUACGCCAGGAAAGACUGCCUCAAGUACAGAUGGACCCAAAUUUCCAGGAGAUAAAAGCUCCACGACGCAAAAUAAUAACCAGCAGAAAAAAGGGAUUCAGGUUUUACCUGAUGGCCGCGUUACCAACAUUCCUCAAGGUAUGGUGACAGAUCAGUUUGGCAUGAUUGGCUUGUUAACAUUCAUCAGGGCAGCUGAAACAGACCCAGGGAUGGUGCAUCUUGCAUUAGGAAGUGACUUGACAACACUAGGCCUCAAUCUCAACUCUCCAGAAAAUCUUUAUCCGAAGUUUGCAUCGCCAUGGGCAUCCUCACCAUGUCGACCACAAGAUAUUGAUUUCCAUGUCCCGUCUGAGUACUUAACAAACAUUCACAUUAGGGAUAAGUUGGCUGCAAUAAAACUUGGCCGAUACGGAGAAGAUCUUCUUUUCUAUCUCUAUUACAUGAAUGGAGGGGAUGUUUUACAGCUUUUAGCCGCAGUAGAGCUUUUUAACAGAGACUGGAGAUACCACAAAGAAGAGCGGGUAUGGAUAACGAGGGCACCCGGAAUGGAACCAACAAUGAAAACAAACACAUACGAGAGGGGAACAUAUUACUUCUUUGACUGUCUUAACUGGAGGAAAGUUGCAAAGGAGUUCCACUUGGAAUAUGACAAGCUAGAAGAAAGGCCUCAUCUGCCAUCCACCUUCAAUUACAAUCCUGCUCAGCAAGCCUUCUAA